AUGGUUUCUUCUUCCGACACAGGAGUAUCAGAUACAGUGGACCCCAUGGCGGUUGUGUCAGAUGAUGAGAUACCAUCUGAGGGAGAUGUUUACACGUCAGAUACCACGAGCACGGAUGACGAUGAUUUUCAGCCUUUCGCUCUGCCAGACAUCGGAGUUGAGGUUCAGCCUGCUAAUGGCAUUCUAGCUGGGGAUCUCCCGCUUGCUGUGAUCCCUGUUCCCAUUCCAUUUGCUGCUUUUCCCGUGGCGGAUGUGCCACUUGAUGUCGUGUCUGAUGACGACAUUGAUCUUUUCGAGGAGGGUCCCCCUGAGGACGACUAUGAGGGUGGGGCCCCGAUUGAUGUUGAUGCUAUCCUUCCUAUUGCUGAGGCCCCUGUAGAGGAGGCUCUUCUUGAUUCACCCGUUCCAGACUCGUUGGAGUCUGUGGCAUCCGCUUCUUUGCACGACCAGGGUGUGCAACAUCACUCUCCUGACGCUGACCCCGACGUAGCGAUGUCAGCUGCACCUGGUCCGUCACACGAGUUUGAGUUUGACCAUGAGAUCGAUGACAAUUUUGAUCCAGUUUUUCCUCCUGAUUUCGAUCCUGAUCAUGAGAUCGAGUUUAUUCAUAUGCACCAGCCCUUAGAGGCGCCAAUGGCUCCUAUCGAUCCGUUGUUUGACAUUCCUGCCGACUUUGAUAUGGACCUUGUUGACCCUGAGCCUGUUAUGGCCCCAGAGCCUGUUGUUGCUCCUGAUCCUGCACCAGAGCCCGACCCUGUUCUUGAUGAUGCACCAGCCCUUGCACCACCCGUUGUUGACCUUCCCAUUGUUGCACCACCAGUGGUGGAUGAUCCUAUUGCUGAUGCACCUUUACCUGAUCCCGUGCCUGUAUUAGUUGACCGUGCACCUUUUGCUGCUCACAUCGAUCCUUGUUAUGUUGACACCCGUAACGGAUGGAUCGAGGAUGAUGACGACUACCCACCGUUUGUGCUACCUGUCACUCCUCCCGUUGCACCUGUUUCUUCACCUAUUGAGAUUCCAUUGUUUCCCCCACACACCUCUGACGCCCAUCGCACUGAUCUUCCUAUUACGUUCCCCCAGGACAUUCCGCCACCUCGUCUUGGGGAGGGUUCAUCGAGGCAGCCACCUGUUUCUAUUCUACCUGUAUCGGCAUCUAUUUCUUUCAUGUACCAGUUCCCACAUACUGCACCAUCUUUCGUACCUUCGAGCGAGCCAUUUCUGUGGGCUUCGCCCAAUGUCAUGCCAUUAUCGGACCCGUACCACCCGUUUCACGUGGGGUACACGACAGAGGAUAUACUCAUCUCUCUUCAGCUACAACAGGACGCGCUUAGUCGUCGCAUUCAGGAGUUAGAGAGGACACCACGUCCUCCAUGUCACUGUCAGACCCCUUUCGCCGCACCACACACUCCCCGUCCGCUUUCCCUUGAUUCGGAUGUUCGUUUCCUUACAUUUGAGCAGCAGAUUGCCUAUUUGCUGCAUGUCUGUCGUGCACUUGAGGAGGACUGGAUGCACAUGCGCCGCUUGCUUUUCUCUCAUUUUCCUCCUCCUCCUCCUCCUCCUCCGCCAUCAGCAUAG
Molecule: messenger RNA, 1575 nt
Organism: Helianthus annuus (common sunflower)
Lineage: Eukaryota; Viridiplantae; Streptophyta; Magnoliopsida; Asterales; Asteraceae
Product: proline-rich extensin-like protein EPR1
Exons: 1
Coding region: 1-1575 (524 amino acids)
Source: RefSeq, a predicted model, not a curated record